This is a messenger RNA of Bactrocera neohumeralis, 3463 nucleotides long. Its product is annotated as protein claret segregational. Gene Ontology annotation, molecular function: microtubule binding; microtubule motor activity; ATP binding. Lineage: Eukaryota; Metazoa; Arthropoda; Insecta; Diptera; Tephritidae. Gene Ontology annotation, biological process: microtubule-based movement. The record is from RefSeq and is a predicted model, not a curated record. The transcript has 3 exons. Bases 118 to 2271 code for a protein of 717 amino acids.
ACGGCGGAUUUUCUGCUUUGCUUUUGCUAUACAAUCAGUAGUUUUUUAUUUUAUUAGAAGGUUGAAAUAAAACUUUGCAAAUAAUAGGUCUUAACAUAUUAAGAGGAAGUUUUAAAAAUGGAGUCGAAGUUACCAAAGCCUUCGGGAAUAAAACGUCCAACAGCGCUUACGAGAAAUAUUUUACCUAUGGACCGAAUAAAAACAGCAACGCUUGGUUUGCGUUCAAAAUCGGCGAAUUUGUCUAUAUGUGCGUUGGAUAAUUUUCAGCCUCUUUCUCGCGAUCUUACUAAUUUACCAAGUGGUUUUCAACGCAGAGAACGUGCAGGAUCCCCAGAUAUAGGCCGCCAGAACGACACAAAUAGUAAUGGUGUUUCUCGUUCAAAAUUACGACGCAGCCGAUCUGCUUGUGAUAUUCGAGAUAUGCGACCUAUGAAGCGUCCUGAAUUAACUCUUGCACCAAUUCCAGCCAAGACAACGCGCUUUGCUACUGCAGGCGUGACUAAUAAUUCGGCAGUAUCAACACAACCAUUUUCUUCAAACAGUACAGUUUCCAAACCACCACGAAUAGGACAUGUUGCAGUUUCCUCUACUUCAACUGCAAAAAAAGGAUACCCUACAAAAUCUCAAAAUACAGCAAAUGUAGGGAACAAUGGUCCUGGACGCGUUCCCAGCACAAGUACAAAAAUGUCAGCAACAGUAACUAAGAAAGGUAUGGGUUCGAGUACAUCUACAUCUGUUUCAACUACUGGAGCUGGAAAACCUAUUAAUAAACGCAUACCGCCUUACGAUUUUAAAGCACGGUACAAUGAUUUAUUAGAAAAAUACAAAAUACUAAAGGCAAAGUUUGAAGAAAAGUGUGAGCAAAUGGGUGCAAUGGAAGGUGUGCCUGAACAGCUAGAGGAGUCACAAGAUCAGUUAUUCAAAACAAAAGAGGAGUUAAAAAAUAUCUGUACCGAGAGGGAUUGUUUAAGCCAACAAAUUAAGUCAUUAAAUUUGAAAAUAGAUUCCAUUUCGGCAUUAUGCGUGAAGACGAAAGAUGAAUUGGACUUUAUAACAGAGGAACACAAUAUCUUGAAAGAAGCACACGGGACCCUUACUAAUGAAGUACUUGAGCUACGAGAACGAUCAAUACGCUUAACAGAAGAAAACGUUUUACUACAGGAAGAUUUAACUGCUUGUAAGGAACAAUUGUUUCGUGCCAAUUUAGAACGAAAGGAAUUGCAUAACACAAUUAUGGAUUUGCGUGGAAAUAUACGGGUUUUCUGUCGUGUUAGACCACCGUUGGACUUUGAACAAGAAAAAUUACUUUGUGGAUGGAACUACGUAGAUGAGUCCACAGUGGAAAUUCAGAACUUUGAGAACAAGAAUAAAAGUGGAGCACAUACUUUUUCAUUCGAUCAUGUAUUUCAUCCUAAUUCAAAACAGGAGGAUAUUUUUGAAAUGGUAUCACCUUUAAUACAAUCGGCAUUAGAUGGCUACAAUAUUUGUAUAUUUGCCUAUGGACAAACAGGUAGUGGGAAAACAUAUACGAUGGAUGGUAUACCAACCAAUGUGGGUGUAAUACCGAGGACCGUAGAUUUGCUUUUCGACUCUAUUAAGAACUACAAACGCCUUGGAUGGGAAUAUGAGAUACGCGUUACAUUUCUGGAAAUCUACAACGAAGUGCUCUAUGAUCUACUGAGCAAUGAACAAAAAGAUAUGGAAAUACGCAUGGCUAAACAUAAUAAGAAUGACAUAUAUGUUUCAAACAUAACGCAAGAGACGGUUACAUCAGCGUCACGCUUGCGGGACCUUAUGCAUGUGGCUAAAAUGAAUCGAGCUACGGCUUCAACUGCGGGAAAUGAGCGAUCAUCGAGAUCACAUGCAGUUACUAAAAUUGAACUUAUCGGCUUUCACGCUGAGAAAAAUGAAACAUCUGUCGGUACAAUCAAUCUCGUUGACCUGGCCGGUUCUGAGUCGCCCAAAACAAGUACACGCAUGAACGAAACGAAAAACAUUAAUCGAUCCCUUUCUGAACUUACUAAUGUUAUCUUAGCAUUGUUACAGAAACAAGACCAUAUACCAUAUCGUAAUUCAAAGCUAACACAUUUGUUAAUGCCAUCAUUAGGAGGAAACUCGAAAACAUUAAUGUUUAUAAAUGUGGCACCAUUUCUAGACUGCUUUGUUGAGUCGGUUAAGUCCUUGCGUUUCGCAGCAUCCGUUAAUUCAUGUAAAAUGACGAAAGCAAAACGCAACAGAUUUUUAAAUACGUCUAGCAAUAAUUCACUCUAAAAUUAGUGCCAAUGUUAUAUUUAUUAAGCAUUCUUUUAUCUUUGUACAAAUUUUCGUUGCCUGCUUGUAUUUUUUGUGCUUUUCCAGAAAUCACUAACUCCUCGUAUUAGUUUUGUACUUUGCGUUAUUAUUUUUUAAUAAACACAUAGCUCACAUAAAAUCUAGUGAACUACUUUUUAUAUGCACAUUUUUGCUAUUGCUAUUUCUUUUUGAGUUUAAAGCAAAAUCAUGUGACAGUCAUCACUAGAGAUGGUAUGGAACUUUUCUUUAAUAUGCUGUUUUUAACCUUCAAUCGGGCGCGCGUAACCGAAAAGACAUUUGGGAUGUAUAUAGAUAUAUUAUCAUUGUCCUUAAAGUCUAUUUUGUCAAAAAAAGUAAUUAAAAUUAUUAAAAAUGUAAUUGGUAAUAAUACCGCGCCCGCUUGAAGGUUAAUACACCUUGUAAUAUUUUUUAUUCAAAUAUUUGAAUUUUAAUUUGAUAUAAAUUAAAUGUUUAUAAAUGCAUCCAAACACUAUACUGGAUUUCUCACAAAUGCAUGUAAAUGAAGUUCUGCAAAUCUUCGCAACAAACAUAAGGAGUUUUAAAGAUAAAAUACUCUGAAGUUUGUUGUUUGUUCCGGGUCGAAGUUUGUAAAAGUAUUGGAUUAAGAGAUUGCUGAUUGAAAAUUCUAAUAAGAAAAUAUCAACAAACAAUGACUUGCUGGCCAUGUAACCCUUUUCCAAUUUUUUCCAGAGAAAUAAAGAUUAAUGCCAAUUACUUAAAGCACCGUGUGUUCUCGAUUUCACUCGGUUUCAAUUACAACUACAUAAAAGUUAGGUGUUUUGUUUUUAGAUUACGAUGGUAUCAAGGCAUACUUUUAAAUAACCGUUCCCACGAUAGUCGAGUCAAGUAAUGGGGACGAUCACGGAUUUUAUCCGGCAAAGAACUAUCAGCUCGGCACCAUUCCUCGAAAUUACUUCAAAAAUGUUUUCAUAAAUUAAAUAAGGAAUCGGGAAAUUUUAAUUUUCUCCUUUAUUGUAAGAGAUCGUUAAUAAAGUGCACUAGUACUACAUGCCUAAAAAAGAAUUUGUUUGCAUAUAUGUCUCCACUGAUUUUUAUUGCUAUUAAUUAUUUUAUUUUUGGUGAAGCUCAAGAAACUCUCUAAAAACUUGCUAUCGAUAAGUAAUUUUGCUUGUCUAGCAGUUAGCUAACA